Amoebophrya sp. A25 is the source of this 218-nucleotide messenger RNA. Lineage: Eukaryota; Dinophyceae; Syndiniales; Amoebophryaceae. The record is from the annotation of a GenBank genome assembly.
GAUGGAGAAAAGCAGGUCACGACUAGUACUGACGGAACUCACAUCAAUCUCAAAGAUGACCAGUUUAGAAGGGGUUGGGGUUGCGACCCCGAUGGUUCACCACCACACACCAGAGAUCAGGAGAAUUUGAGCGGGCGUGACGCAGGAGGAGUCCCAUUCUUUGGCGCAGAACCAAGCGAGGGUUCUGCGUCACCAGGCAAAGCAAGCGGGCGAUCGCC